CUAUGGCCGGCCGCGGUUGGGAGCGGAGGGUGCUGCCCGUGUGCGUGGGGGCGGCGCUGGUGGGCGCGCUCGCCCUGGAGGUGGUCACGGUGCUGCUGCUUCGGCAACGCGGAGGCGGCGGGGAGCGCGGGAGCGAGGCCCCUAGGACGGAAGCAUUCCCAUUUGUGUCGCUGGCAUCGCUGCUUUUCCUGCUGGGGAACGUGCUCGAGAACGCGCGCCGUUUCGUCACCGCCUCGCCCAGCACGCGCGGCGUUAUGCUGGCGGGGGCGGGGCAAGGAUGGGAGUGAGUUAGGGGGGGCUUCGGCGGACGGCAGCCAAUCAGAGAAGGGCGUGGGAGUGUGGAGGCGGGGCUUGAGGAAGUGGCGGGAAAAGGACUGGGAAGGCGUUUUUUGUUAGGUUAGGGCAGGCUUCCUCAACCUUGGCCUUCCAGAUGUUUUGAGACUACAGUUCCCAGCAUCCCUGACUACUGGUCCUGCUAGCUAGGGAUCAUGGGAGUUGUAGGCCAAAAACAUCUGGAUGGUCGAGUUUGAGGAAGCCUGGACUAGGGAAAGCGUCUUGGCCUGACAUGCUCAGAGGCACUCUUCUCAUUGGAUUUUAUUUUUUCAAAGCUCUUUUUUGUCAAGAGGAGGAAAAGCCCUGAGGAGAGCAACAGCACCCGUGAGGCCUAGCUAAAAGCUUGGGGUACCUUAAAGGGAAAGGAAUUGAGGAGAAAUCACAGCUGUCAGGCAGGAGGUCCCAUCUCUGGGGCCAUUACUUAAAAAGGGAACCAGGUAGCAGAUAAUGGGAAAGGCCCCUGAGAAUUUCAGGGUAGACAACUCUGUGUUAGAUGCUCUGCCAGAGUAAACAGUACUGAACCAGAUGUCUUACCUGGCAGGCUUGCAGCACAGGUUUUUUGUUUUUGUUUUUUUGUAAGCAAGACCCUGCUUCAUUAAGAUGUUGGAGGCAAGUGUUAGAGAGAGAGAAAUACCAAGGGGAAUUUAGAGAAAUGGAUUUAAUAUGUAAGAUUAAAAAAUGAAUGAGUAUGCUGUACAAACGAAAGAGGAAUACAGUGGUGCCCCGCAAGACGAAUGCCUCGCAAGACGGAAAACCCGCUAGACGAAAGGGUUUUCCAUUUUUGAGUUGCUUCGCAGGACGAAUUUCCCUAUGGGCUUGCUUCGCAAGACGAAAAUGUCUUGCGAGUCUUGAGAUUUUUUUUCCGCUCCCCCCCCCUUUAUCUAAUCCGCUAAGCCUUUAAUAGCCUUUAAUAGCCUUUUAGCAGCUAAUCCACUAAGCCUUUAAGCCUUUAAUAGCCGCUAAACCGCUAAUAGCGCUAAUCCGUUAAGCCGCUAAUAGGGUUGCUUCGCAAGACGAAAAAACCGCUAGACGAAGACUCUCGCGGAACGGAUUAAUUUCGUCUUGCGAGGCACCACUGUAUUGUAAAUGAAUUAUCAGUGGCCACAAGGAAAUGGGUAUUCACUGCAGCAGCACUUACAUUGUGCAGUUCAUUGCAUUUGUAUGCUAGGGAGGUUUCUGUGCCUGAUUUUAGAUGCCAGGUUAAAGCAUAUUAUUUACAAGAGCUUAACCUGUCAUGUGACCUAUUUUUAUGUUCUUCUGAUAUUUGCCUCUUUGUUUAUCUUUGAAUUUCGUCUCUUAGGUUGAUUUUAUUAAGUAUGCUGCCUUGAGAAGGUUUUGUUCUUAACAGGUCAAUGCAGAAAUUAACAUAUAAACAAAUAAAAGCAUAUCAGGUAGAAAUAAAUGGGAGUACUGUAAUCCCCAUUGAAUUUAGUAGAACUUAAUUUAUGGUUAGGGGGAAAGGCAUACUGUCUUUAAAAAAAAAAUAGUUACCUCCUUCAGUGUAUUUAUUUGUUUUAUCAGUUUUAUGCUCCACCUUUCAAUCAGUUGCUCAGGGUGACUUAUAACUGGUUGAAAGAAUACUCCCUCACAUAUCUGUGCCCACAACCUAGCAGCCUUUAAUCCUCUGGCUGCUCAACAGUCCCAGGGAAGCCUGCAUUUGAAGCAGAGUGUUCUUUCCUCCAAUGGAGGAGAGAAGCACCGUCCCCACAGUUGCUCCCUCUGUGGCCAGUGGUUGGAGCUGGGUUCAUCUCCCACUUGCUGUGUGAUCUUUUCCCCGAGGGACUGAACUGCCAAAAGGCACUUAACCAGAGUUUCUAAGAUUAAAAAAGCAACAUUGGAAGCCGCCUUAUGCCAAGUCAAACCACUAGAUUAACCCAGUUUUAAGCAAACUGUUGGGCAAUGGUUCAUCUGGGAUUUAAGCAAGGUUCCCCCCCUCCCUCCAGAUGCCAGAGAUUGAACAUGGGUCCAUUUGCAUGCAAAUCAUGUCCUCUGCCGCUGGGCUGAGUGAGUGGAGUAAGAUGAGCCCAGUAGAAACCUCACCGUCGCUCCUCACUCUCUCUCUUUCAGUUACUGCUACUCCUGCCAAUCUCACGUGCCUCCCCGCUGCAGCCACUGUUUCUCCUGCAACGUUUGCAUCCUGCGGCGUGACCACCAUUGCACUUUGCUUGGCCAGUGCUUGGGAUACCAGAACUACCGCUACUUCCUUUGCCUGCUGCUACAUGGCUCUGUCGCCUUGCUGUACGGCUGCGUGAUCAAUGCUGAUGUGGUCCUAUCACUGCUCCCGGAGGGCACCUCUGUCCAGGCGAUGCUGCUGCUACUACUUCCCUGGCUUAUGUUACUGAUGGGUAAGAUUCAUUGGCGCAGUACAGACUCCAUCACAGCCCUACAGUUGCAUGCUGGAAACCGACGAAAUAGGCCUCUGCACCACUCUUAAUAGUACCAGCCCUGCUUUUGAGAGUACAGGCGACUCCCCUCUUAUGCUGGGGUGACGUUCCAGCGCCCCGCACGCAUACAGGAGAAUCGUGUAAGUGGGGAGUGCCCCCUAAACACCCUUGAAAUGCCCUUGGUGCCUCUCUCUCUCCAAUCCAGAUCAAAAAUACUGUACCAAAAAUAUCGACAACUGGAAUUGAAGUUCUGGGGCUUGCAGAAGGCUGGAGGAUGCGUGGAAAGGUUGCUGCUGUGCUACCGCAUGCACCAGCUGUUAGGCAGAGAGGCUGAGCAGCCUAAACUGUGCCUCUGGUCUCUUUGGGGCUUCCGCUGCCUUUACCUGUCCUCUUCAAGCUCUGGGGAGGGUCUUCUCACGAGCCAUGAGGACUCUCCAGCUCUUUUCUUCCAUUUCCUGGUAUGAAUUAAAUUACUUAAUUAUUUCCCAGUGCCACUAUACGUGGUUGUAGGUGCACAAGUGGGGGGAUGCCUGUAUCUGUGGAGAGGGUUUAAUUCAAGCCCAGGCUUACCUCAAUUGAUAGAGGAUGAGAUACUCAAUAUCAGGGUCAUGGGUUCAAGACCCACAUAGGGCAAAAGAUUCCUGCAUUGCAGAGGGUUGGACUAGAUGGCUCUUGUGGUCCCUUCCAACUCCACAAUUCUAUGAUUCUACCUGUCCUGGGACCUUCUGCAUUCAAAAGAGAUACUUUACCACUCAGCAAGGUCCCUUCCUCUAAAGAUAAGGCAUCCCUCCCGUCAGGCUUACGAUAUACAAGCCAUGGCACAAAAGGAAAGGGCGUUGGGAAGUGGGGAGCAAACAGGCAUUUCUUAGAGAAGGUGAAAUGGAAAGAUUUUGAUGAGAGGCAGAGCCAAAAGUUGCUGGUUUUCCAGCAAAGCAGAUGGAGGGGUCCUGGGAUCCCAUCUUCCUCUCUCUCCUUUUGGUAACUAACGUAGCACUUGGAUCUCUCUUGUAGGGCAGGUGAACAUCACAAUCUUCAUCUUUGCUUUUGUGACUGACGUCUGCAUUGUUGGCUUCCUCUUCUGCACGGGCUUCCUGCUCUUUCACAGCCUGCUGGCCCUGCGUGGGCAGACGACCAACGAAUGGUUCGAAGGAGAUCGUCAGUACCACUUGGGCUGGAAAGACAACCUUCGGGAAGUGCUGGGGGAUCAGGGACACCUGGUGUGGUUCAUGCCUUUCAUUGCUUCCCCUUUGCCGGGGGACGGGAUCACCUUCCGAACUAAGUGCCCCCGAUCUGAGCCACUCCCCAAAUCCCGUGACCUCUAAAGGUGGGUUCCAGGGUGCAGGUUGGGGCUAUGUAUAACAUGCACUUCUUAUGCAAGGAUGACCAGAAAAAAGCAAUCAGUGGGCAAAAUAAUUUCUUUUAACAAUAAUAAUGCUUGUUGUUGUUGUUUAGUCGUGCCUGACUCUUCAUGACCCCAUAGACCAGAGGUUUGUCCAGCGCUUUCGCAUGUUCAAACCACUGCACAUAACUUACUUGGUUGUAAUCCUUACAGGGUUAUUGUAAGGCAGGUUUGGGGGGAAAUUUGUAAGCCAGUGGACCCUGGUUUAUUUGCUAAUGGUGGGGUGUGUUAAAAUUUUAGGAAAUGGCAGCAGUUCCAAGGCACAAUUGCUGCAAGACCUGUGAGUCUUGGAAGCUCAUAACACGCGAGGCUACUUUUCUCAAAUCUUCUUUCUCCAGUAUUUGAUGUAGCCACACACUUGCUCUCUCCCCCGCCUUGACUCCAAAAAGAGCUCUUCUUGUGCAAUUUACAGGAGCAGCAGAGAUACAGUAAAAUAUUAUCUGCAGAAAAAUGGUCACUUAUGAUUACUUUGAAGGAAUGCUAAUAAUGACCCACACACUACUCAUCCAUUCUGGUUACUUUUUGUUAAUCUGAAGAAUUUUAACCUGCUCUUCAGCUGAGAAAGGCUCCCAGAGUGGAUUGAAAAGAUUAAUAAUAAGAUAGCCCUUGUCUUCAAGCUUAAGGCAGUCUUGACAUAAAAGAAAAAAGCGGGGGGGGGGGGGAGGAGGAAAAAAGAAAACCCAGACACUAUUUCUUAGUUGUUGUUAGUUAUUUCACUUACAAGGUUCUCAAAAUGACCAUCUGGAAUGGAAAGAGUCCAAGGAGGGGAAGAGCCAGGGAUUACUGCAUUUCCCAACAGAACUGAUGGUAGCCCUGUUUCUCUUUCUUUCUACUGCAGCCUGAUAGCAGUCCAUGACAAUCUCUCUCUCUCUCUCUUUCUCUCCUUCCAGGUUUCCAUUCUGUGUUUUGCAAGGGGAGUCGAGCCCCUGUGAGGGGAGAGCGAUUAGCUACACCUCUGCUCUGCUCAAAAGGAGAUGAACUGAGAGAUGAAUUCUCACAUGUUUUGCUCCCCUGUCAUCAAUAGCUUUUUCCUUUUGGGGUUCUGGUGACAUAUACUUCCAUCUGAUUUGGUGGCUUUUGGCACACUGGGGAUGCUUUUGAGGGGCCCCAAACGGCUCACUUCAGUGGUCUGGAAGGAAGUCUCCAUGGGAGCUUAACCAUCCUGCUGGGCUAAGUUCCAUCUGGCGGCUGAGGUCGCUGGGACCAAAUUUAUUCACUGCCUUUCAGAUCUGCGUGGUGCUUUUCCACCAGCUUAUUUCACUCCACAGCUGUGAAAUGUCACACCCCCUUCCUUACUCUCUCAGGCUGGAAGGCACAGGGAGAAGCUAAGAAAAACUAGGCACGAAUUGCGGUGGGAACACAACACAAAAGUUUGUAGUAGGUGCGAAGGCUUUACCUGUCACUCUCUUCUUGGCAUUUGUGAGUUUGGUAUCUCAUUGACAUAGGGAACUUGCUUCUGCCAAAAGCGAGCAAGAGAGGAGUGAAGGAAUUCUGGCGAUAUUUAUCCCUUUCCUUUAGAAUUCUGCCAGCCGCCUUGCAAUGCUUAGGAUCCUUCCACAUCUACGCUCUGCUUUUGUGCUUUGGCUGUAUUACUCACUGAAUCCUUACAAAAUGUUGCCUGCCUGGAGGUCUGCACUGCUGUAAGCCCACAAGAUGGGGCUGGAGGAUCAAAGAGACAGGAUUCCUGGCCUGUUUUCCAAUAAUGUUUCCAGUAAUGUAGGGUGUAUUAAACGGCCUUAUUUGGAGUCGGAGAGUUGGUUCACCUAGCCUAGUAGUGACGGCUCUGACGGAUAGUGGCACUUUCCAGACCAGCUACAUAGAUGCUUCAGCUGCAGCUGCUGAGGAUUGAACCUGGGACCUUAUGCAUGCAAAACAGGGCUCUACCAUUGAGCUUCUGGAUAAUGGAGGCACUCCCAGUGCCCUGAGAGGUGGAGUGUCAGGGCAUUCUUUGCAGGAGAUGGUGGUUUGGAGGCUUAAGGCAUCUCAUUUGAUGCUGAGCAGGCAUUGUAGGUUGGCAGCAUUAGACAGAAACAGUACUGUUCCUUCUUAUGGAUCUAUUCUGCUUCCCUGAAUCGCAACAGUUUUGAGAGGACAGCGGAAAGGCAAUGAUGGAAAUUCGAGCUGCAUUCCAGAAAAGUUGUCGGUCCACACUGCUUGUAGGUGGUUUUAAUUUCUAGGUACUUUCAAUAGUAAACCAGCCACCAGUGCAAACAGCCCCCCAGAGAGGAGGGCAAGAAUGCCGGGCUCUUGAGAUGCCCCCCUUUCCUUGUGGCCAUGAGUAAUGGAGAUGUGGGUUUUAAUCCUGUUUUAGCUGUGAGUUCCUUGGCUUAGUUUGGGGAAAGCUGCUAUUCUCUUCUGUUUCAGCUUUUCAUCUGACAUUGGGCCUACCUUUAGAUGUAAAUGCACCUUUUUACAUUAAAAUGCUAUUUAAAAUGACAACACAAUUAUCUUGUGACUACAGUUAUUUUUAUAUAUAUAUAUAAAUACAUAAACACACACUCUCAAAUGGCAUUGCCUUGAUUGAAAGGUUCAUCUAAGCUCAGAGAUGGGAACCUGUUGCCUUUCUGAUGUUGGAUUCUAUAACUCCCAUCAGCUCCAGCCAGCAUGGCUAAUGUCAGGAAUGAUGGGAGUUGUAGUACAGCAGCAUCAUGGGGGGACGCUCAGGUUCUCCACCCCCGAUCUAACUCCACACACUGUUUCCAGAAGUGGCCAGCUACAUUACAGUGAUUGAGAACAGUGCUUCUCAGACGUGUGGAAGCCAAGAACCCCAGUAUAUUACUUCUGCCACAUCAAGUCGCUCGAAGGCUGUUGCAAACAGGCUCUGGGGUGGAAAAGCAAGCUUUAAAUGAAAGCCCAACAUGGGUUGCCAUGGACCGGGAAAGCCUUGCCAGAGUAAUUCAUGGGUUGGUUACUUCAAGACUGGAUUACCGCAAUGCGCUCCAUGUGGGAGCUUCCCUUGCGCUUGAUCUGGAAGCUGCAGGUAGUGCAGAAUGCUGCAGCCAGGAGUGAGGCCUUGUCAGCCUAGAACACCUGUGCUCAAGAGAUCUGCGCUACUUGCCGAU
Molecule: messenger RNA, 7178 nt
Organism: Podarcis lilfordi (Lilford's wall lizard)
Lineage: Eukaryota; Metazoa; Chordata; Lepidosauria; Squamata; Lacertidae
Source: the annotation of a GenBank genome assembly